AUGCAAAGGUGCUCCCAGCUCGGCUCGCCCAAUGUGUCUCCACCGCAUUCCUUUUCCACCUACUCACCCAGCACGGGCAACGACCUGGCAGCGUACCACCAAGGCAGCAGCUCUGGAUACAACAGCAACACAUCGAGCCCCAGCGGCCUCUCGCGUCCCAUGGAUCUGCUCGCGGAUGCUGCCUCGAGACUAGAACAGCGCCCUGGCCACUUCUCGCACUCGAGCCGACACCACCUGACCAGCGGCUACCAUCCAUAUCAAAGUCGCCUUCCUGGCCUUGCACAGUACGCCUACUCAUCGCAGCCCAUGUCAAGAUCGCACUCGCACGAAGACGACGAUCCUUAUUCGCACAGAAUGACCAAGAAGUCAAGACCGGGCUCGCCCAUGUCAACAGCCCCGCCUUCACCCACCUUCUCACAUGAUUCCGCCAGCCCAACUCCUGAUCACACUCCUCUCGCAACUCCUGCACACUCUCCCCGACUACGCCCACACGGUUUCCAUGAUCUCCAGCUCCCCCACUUGCGUCACUUGAGCCUAAACCAAAACUUUUCGCCCGCUCUUGCGCCCAUGGAGCCAUCGACGGACCGUGAGCAGCCCUACAUCCCCAGUCAAACCAACGGCAUGAGCAUUGGCGACAUCAUCGCGAAACCAGACGGUGCGCAGCGCAAGUUGCCUGUGCCCCUUCCCAAGGUCGCCGUGCAAGAUUUGCUCAAUGGACCAAGCAACAGCGGAUUUUCGUCUGGAAACUCGUCGACGGCCGCUUCGUUGGCGGGCGAGGACUUGUCGCAUCGCACCUAG
Plenodomus lingam JN3 is the source of this 798-nucleotide messenger RNA. The record is from RefSeq and is a predicted model, not a curated record. NCBI's taxonomy places the organism in Eukaryota, Fungi, Ascomycota, Dothideomycetes, Pleosporales, Leptosphaeriaceae.